Messenger RNA from Heteronotia binoei (common prickly gecko), 4670 nucleotides. RefSeq names its product macrophage mannose receptor 1-like. The record is from RefSeq and is a predicted model, not a curated record. Lineage: Eukaryota; Metazoa; Chordata; Lepidosauria; Squamata; Gekkonidae. Gene Ontology annotation, molecular function: signaling receptor activity. The transcript has 30 exons. Bases 113 to 4477 code for a protein of 1454 amino acids.
AACAGUGUAGCAAAACCCCCUGUAUAUAGUUGCUGAAGAAGCUGCUGAAAAUCUUCUAACUUAAAGCUGAUUUACUUACAAGGAGAUUUUGUUGAGGCCUUUGUGGACUUCAAUGUCUUUCUUUUUGCUCCUGAAUUUCCUGCUUCUCAUUCAGCCCUCUUUCCAGAUACCAGAAGAUGAUACUUUUCUGAUAAACUAUGAGAAAGAUAAUCGUUGUAUGCAACCCAGAGAAACUUCGGUCAUCUCACUUAGCAAGUGCAAUCAGUAUAAUAAGAUUCAAAAGUUUAAGUGGACUUCCAGUCAGCAGAUACUGAACAUAGGGCUGAAGUUAUGCUUGGGAGCAUCUGCAAACUUUAGCCAACUUGAAUUCUCCUCCUGCAAUCAGACCAGUGAACUUCAGAAGUGGGCAUGUGUCAAUUAUACCUUUCCUGCAAUCAAAGGACAAAACUGGUUUUUGUCUUAUGGUGCUGGACGUGUCCGGUUGAAUAAUGUACCUGAUGUCAAAGCAACCUGGAAGAUUGAUGGAACCCAAGACAGUCUGUGCACUAAAAGCUUUGAAGCUCAGUUUACCAUAGAAGGCAAUUCCAAUGGAGCCCCCUGUGUAUUUCCAUUCAAGUAUAAGAAUGAGUGGUACGUUGAAUGCACAACAAUAGACAGUGAAAAUCUACAACCUUGGUGUGGAACGACUGCUGAUGUGGAUACAGACUCUUUAUCUGGAUAUUGUCCAGUAAAAGAUGACAAUGAAAACUUUUGGAUUAGAAAUCAUUGGACUGGAAAUCUAUACCAGAUAAAUUCUGAGUCAGCUCUUACAUGGCUUCAAGCAAGAAAAAGCUGUCAGCAACAGAAUGCAGAAUUAUUAAGCAUCACAGAACUACAUGAACAAACCUACUUGGCAGGAUUAACAAGUGAUGUGAAUAUUGACUACUGGAUUGGGCUUAACAGUUUGGAUAUGGACAGUGGAUGGAGGUGGGCUGGCAACAAUCCUUUCAGAUAUUUAAAUUGGGCUCCAGGGAGCCCAUCACCAGAAUCAGAGAAAAUUUGUGCAACUAUGCAGUCUCAAACUUGCAAAUGGGAGAAUAAAGAGUGUGGUCAUAAACUUGGAUACAUUUGCAAAAAAGAAAACUCUUCAUUAAACACCCCAGUUAUCUCUUCAGAUGACUUGAAACCUGUGAGAUGUCCAGAUGGCUGGGUUCCAUAUUUAGGCCACUGUUACCUCCUUCACAGAGACCUCAGGUCAUGGAAUGGUGCACUAUCAUCUUGUCGUAAGAAAGAUGGAGAUUUAGCCAGUAUCCACAAUAUUGAAGAGCAUAGUUUUGUCAUUUCUCAACUUGGCUACAAUCCAACAGAUAUGUUGUGGAUAGGACUGAGUGUCCAGAAGAUUGAGAAGUAUUUUGAAUGGAGUGAUGGGACACAUGUGACAUACACCAAGUGGCAAAGUGGAGAACCUACUUAUCUACAAGACUCUCUGGACAAUUGUGUCAUCAUAAGAGGAGAAAAUGGAUAUUGGAUGGAUACUUUCUGUCAAGAGGAAUAUGGUUACAUCUGUAAAAGAAAACCUUUGGAAACUCUUUCGGAACCAGAAGAUGCUGACCCAGGCUGCCAGAAUGGUUGGAAAAAGCAUGGAUUCUAUUGUUACUUAAGUGGACAAACACUGGGGACAUUUUCAGAAGCAAAGACAUUUUGUGAAAGAAACAAGGGUUCCCUGGUGAUCAUAGAGGACAGAUAUGAACAAGCCUACCUUACUAGUCUAGUUGGUCUACGCCCGGAAAAAUAUUUCUGGAUUGGCAUAUCAGAGAUAACGGAAGGAUGGACAUUUAACUGGACUAAUGGGCAUUCAGUUACAUUUAGCCACUGGAACUCUGGAAUGCCUGGACAAAAUCAUGGCUGUGUUGCUAUGAGAACUGGAACUGCAGCUGGAUUGUGGGAUGUUGUGAGCUGUGAGGAGAAGGCGACAUUCAUCUGCAAGCAAUGGGCAGAAGGUGUGACAACAACUCUUGCUCCAACAACACCCCAAUUGCCCCCUUGUCCAGAAGGAUGGUCUGGAACCAAAACGUCAACUUCAUGCAUCAGAAUAUUUAAAGGGAAAAAAUACCUCAAGAGAACUUGGUUUGAAGCUCGAGAAUUUUGCAGAGAAAUUGGAGGAGACUUGGCUUCCAUCCAUAGUGAUGAAGAACAAAGCAAUUUACAGGAAUUGUUUGAAGAUGAGACUUGGAUUGGUUUAAGUCUGUUGGACUCUGACAUAGGGAAAACUUGGAGUGAUGGAUCUCCUGUUGACUUUGAGAACUGGUAUCCUUGGGAGUGGUCAUCACACUUCACUGAUACAGAACAACAGUGUACAACAACCAGAGCUCAUUUUUCAUUCUGGAGAAUGUCAUCAUGUAGCAGCUUAUAUCAUUGGGCUUGCCAAGUGAAGAAAGGUGUAGCCUUGAAAGCAGAGCCAAAUGAUACUUUUGCUCAGUCAUACAAACUAAUUGAAGAUGGCUGGGUUAAGUACGAAGACAAUGAGUACUAUUUUCACAACACAACUCUGCCUAUGGGAGAAGCCCGACGAUUUUGCAGACAGCAGAGUGGAGAUCUUGCUGUCAUUACAAGUGAAAAGGAACGAACGUUUUUGUGGAAAUAUAACGUUUUUCAUGGAUUUAAUGAUAAUGUUUACAUUGGUUUAACUGUGAGUGUUGAUGGAAAGUUCCGGUGGUUGGAUGGAACUCUAGUGACCUAUGAAGCCUGGGCUCCUGGUGAACCAAAUAAUGCAAAUGAAGAAGAAGACUGUGUAAUGAUGUAUGCAAGAACAGGUUUAUGGAAUGAUAUAUCCUGCAGUGCAGAGAAGAGAUAUAUCUGUGAAAGGCACAACAGUUCUGUCCGUUCAACCAUUGCUCCCACAUCACCGGCAGCUCAAGGAGGCUGUGCUGAAGGCUGGUUUUUGUACAAUAACAAGUGCUUCCAACUAUUUGGUUAUAAUGAAGAAGAAAGAAAAAAUUGGAGCGCUGCACGUACUGCAUGUAAAAACCUAGGUGGAAACUUGGCAACUAUACCUAGCAAAGCUGUUCAAGCUUUCCUUACCAUGCACUUUAAAGAUGUUCCUGUUGAUUCUUGGAUUGGGCUGCAUGAUAUCAUUGAAGAGGGAAGGUUCCUAUGGACAGAUGGAAGUAGUGUGCGUUAUACAAACUGGGCCAACGAUGCCCCCAGCUCUUCUCACCACGGGUUCCACUACCGAGCCAGUAAGGACUGUGUUGCUAUGAUAAAGGAGCCUGAGAAAUCGGCAGGGACUUGGAAGGAUAGACCAUGUUCAAUAAAGUAUGGAUACAUCUGUCAAAAAAACACUGACCCUGUGUCUUUUCACUUUGAAACAACAAGUUCAGCAUCUGGCUAUAUACUUUAUGGACACAGCAAGUAUUCUUUCACUAGAAUUACAACCUGGGAAGAAGCCAGAAAAGAGUGUCAUUCUAAACACUCAGAACUCAUCAGCAUUCGGAAUCCCUAUAGCCAAUCGUUCCUGUGGCUCCUGGUGUUAAAAUAUGAGGAACCUGUAUGGAUUGGUCUGAACAGCAAUGUGACCAAUGAGAAUUAUAGAUGGGUAUCUGACUGGAAACUGGAAUAUACCAACUGGGCUCCUGGAGAGCCAAAAGAGAAUCUAGCCUGUGUCUAUUUAGACCUUGAUGGGCAAUGGAAAACAGGAACAUGCAAUAAAAAGUACUUAUCUCUCUGUGAGAAGUAUAAUGGUACAGCUCCAACUGAUUAUCCUCAGGUCCUUGGAAAAUGUCCUGAAUUCCAACAAAAAAACCAUAGAUCUUGGAUUCCUUUCCGUACUCAUUGCUAUAAAAUCAUACAUGACUGGAAAUCCUGGCCUUAUGCAUCCAUGACAUGUUCUCAGUUAGGUGGUUCUUUGACUUCAAUAGAAGAUUUAGCUGAAAUGAAGUUUCUGCAAGAGCACAUAAAAUACCUUGAUCGAGGAACCUUUUGGAUAGGAUUGUUAAGAAAUGUGGAUGGCGAAUGGAUAUGGCAAGAUGACACUGCAGUAGAUUUUGUCAACUGGGAUACUGGAGAGCCCCAAAAUGAAAGUGAAAUAGAACAUUUCUAUUAUGAUGAUACAUCGUUCAAGAAAUUGUGUGCUGGAAUGAAAAAUGAAAAUGGGAAGUGGUUUGUUUCACACUGCUUCACUCAUCUCAAUGGAUAUAUUUGUAAAACACCCAAAAUUGUUGAGGCUAUGCCAACGGAAGAAUCUUCAAACAAUGAAAGAGUAAAAAAAGAAGAGUCUUCUCCAUCAGCACAUGGCACGGUUGCGAUGGUGGUCAUUCUCAUUCUCCUCAUCCUCACUGCUGUUGGCAUUGCAGGCUAUGUUUUUUACAAAAGAAGGCAUAGACAUCAAGUGACUGUUGCUGGCUUUGACAACUCUAUGUAUCGUGACAGCGUGGUCAUGCUUCAAAAUAAUAAUCCAGAAUAUCUUGUGGAAAAUUCUGACAAUAAGCAGGGACAGUAGCUAGCUCUCCUCUACUGAAUGAACUGAACAGGUUAAUAGAAGUAACAGUUUAAAUACCAUUGUUCUAAGCAGAAAUAUGUGGAAGUUCAUGCCUCAUGAUGAUACAGAAUGUUUUUGAUAACUGCUGGUGAUUCAGUGAAAAUAUAUUCUGUAAUGGAUACUUUCUGAUUAAAGAUCUAAGCUAAGAUCCUAA